AUGCGACCCAUUGAAUCAGAUGAGAUCGGGGAUCUCCUCGAUUGGAAACCCAUGAUGCUCUUGGACAAAACCUUCUUCGGUCCCGCCUUCGUCGAUAGUCUCGUCUCCCGCUCGCCAACCUUCAUCAAGUCCAAGGGCGGCAAGGAAUUGCCACUUGAGCUUUGGAUAUCGAUUCUGGAUUUCGCUGUCGCCGAUGGUUCAGAACCACACGACUAUGCGCUUGUGCGACCCUUCACUCUCAGAAACAGACAAGAUGGUGGGAAGUUGUUGUUUCUCCAGAGAUUCAAGAGGUGGACUUCAUUUGGCACAAUUCAGAACUCCAGCGGAGUUGAAGACUACCAUCUCUCCCUUGCGCUUCCUGAUAGGAAUUUUAACAGGUUACAUAAACCAUUUAUGAAUCGAGAUUAUGGCCAGCCUAUUCAAAUUCCUACCGAGCUACUCGACUCCAAGAUAGACUUCCUUCACGUCAAGUUGACUGUCCCGGAUGUCAUCAAAUAUCUGGAGGGAGGCAGGUGUCGGAUAUGCUGGGGUGCCCGUACCAUAGGAGGUAACGGCGCUGGCUGUCACUUAGCUCACAGCUUCUUCGGAAAAUUGUCAAACAUAGGUUGGGAAAUCACACAUUGGAAUAUCCAUUUUGAUCUCCCGUUACUUUGCCCCCUAUGCGUUGGGCUGGAGCAUACUAUGGCCUGUGUGCGGAGGGAUAUUCAAAGGGACCAGCCUCAUGAGACACAGCGUGAGGACUAUGUCUCAUGGCUUGAGACAAGACUCCAGGAACUGGGAUUUGGAAAGAUUUCAGUGCCUCGGCUGUCCCCACCACGUGGCUUGCGACCAUCAGGGGGUUACCUUUUCAUCGACAGCGACUAA
This is a messenger RNA of Fusarium sp. VM40, 864 nucleotides long. Lineage: Eukaryota; Fungi; Ascomycota; Sordariomycetes; Hypocreales; Nectriaceae. The record is from the annotation of a GenBank genome assembly.